UGUAGUGAAUAGUGAAACAGCGCGGCUUGUAUAACAUUUUAGCCGCCAUUGAUAAAAUACAAGUGUGCUUCUUAAGGACUUAGGGUUAGGGUUACAAACACACGCACGAGCUCCCUCUUUUGCAUUGGGGGUACCUCCACUUUCCCUCCCUUCGCGAAAUAUGACUUUGUCGGACGAAGAAAUCAAAAGGCUUUUCAGAAUCAGGAAGACGGUGAUGCAGAUGCUGAGGGAUCGGAAUUAUUUUGUUGGAGACUUUGAGAUUAACAUGACCAAAGAACAGUUCCUCUCGAAAUAUGGUGAGAACAUGAAAAGGGAGGACCUCGUUAUCAAUAAAGCAAUGCGAAACAAUAGCGGUGAUCAGAUUUAUGUUUUCUUUCCUGACGAACAAAAAGUUGGGGUUAAGACAAUGAAGACUUAUACCAAUCGUAUGAAAUCAGAGAACGUUUUCAGAGCAAUAUUGGUGGUUCAACAGAACUUGACUCCCUUUGCACGGACAUGUAUAAAUGAGAUCUCUUCAAAAUUCCACUUGGAAGUUUUCCAGGAGGCAGAGCUUUUAGUCAACAUCAAAGAACAUGUUCUUGUUCCUGAGCAUCAGGUGCUUACUAAUGAAGAGAAGAAGACGUUGCUGAAGAGGUACACAGUGAAGGAAACACAGUUGCCUCGCAUUCAAGUGAGUGAUCCAAUUGCAAGAUAUUAUGGACUGAAGCGUGGACAAGUUGUGAAGAUUAUCCGGCCAAGUGAGACUGCUGGUCGUUAUAUCACCUAUCGAUAUGUUGUAUAAAUAUUAGUUUAAUAGGUUUAGUAACUACUUAAAUUUAGCAUCAAAUACCAGGCUUAUACCGAAGUGCUUUUAUCAUGGCUUGGCUUGUCUCAAAAUGCAAUGCAAAACUGUUAAGAGUUUUGGACCUUAAGACAACUUGUGAUAUUGGUUUGAACAGCAUUCAUUUGUGCGAUCAGUGAAAUCUCAUGUUGGUAGAAAGGAAAUGGCAAUUACGGUUGUGGAGAUGUUUUCCUUUGGAUAAUUGAAUAGCUUGAAUGUUAUAUUGAAGUAUUGUGGUGCCUCCAUUAAUUGUUA
Pistacia vera is the source of this 1075-nucleotide messenger RNA. Its product is annotated as DNA-directed RNA polymerases II and IV subunit 5A. The transcript is spliced from 5 exons. Bases 161 to 781 code for a protein of 206 amino acids. Gene Ontology annotation, cellular component: RNA polymerase II, core complex; RNA polymerase I complex; RNA polymerase III complex. NCBI's taxonomy places the organism in Eukaryota, Viridiplantae, Streptophyta, Magnoliopsida, Sapindales, Anacardiaceae. Gene Ontology annotation, molecular function: DNA-directed RNA polymerase activity; DNA binding. Gene Ontology annotation, biological process: DNA-templated transcription. The record is from RefSeq and is a predicted model, not a curated record.